Phlebotomus papatasi is the source of this 807-nucleotide messenger RNA. RefSeq lists its product as uncharacterized. The record is from RefSeq and is a predicted model, not a curated record. The coding region runs from base 244 to 762 and encodes 172 amino acids. The transcript is spliced from 2 exons. NCBI's taxonomy places the organism in Eukaryota, Metazoa, Arthropoda, Insecta, Diptera, Psychodidae.
CCCCUCCUGGGGAGUCCUACGAUGGUUAAACGGGUGAUCAUCGUACCUCAGGGGUAUUUAAAAUUCCCGUAUACGUCAGGCGAACUACACAAACAAUUGUGAAUGACCUGUGGGUAAUAAGUUGACGUACUGCACUCUAGUCAGGGAUUUGAGCCUGUGCAACGGUCAUUCAAUUUGGAUUUGAAAUUGCAGCUUAUAGCGCAACGAGAACCUCUGAAAAGCCUUCCACGGAGCUCUCUCAAAAUGCCCGGCCGCCACCCAGAUUCCCCGCGCCGAAAGAUCCGAUCGGUAGUGGUGCGAGCAGCAGGGGAUCUGUUUCCUCAACCCCCGCGCCGAGUGCCUGCCACGGCUGAUAGUGAAAGGGUGAGAAGGGCGUUGCAGCGAAGCCAGUUACCCUUCCGGCCCGCCUAUUCGACCCUCCAACCAGACAGCCGUCGCCAUCGACCCGCUCCAACUGAGGUGCGCGUAGCCAUUUCUGGACGCAGCCCUCCCGUUAGGCCGCGGCGAACUAAACGUGGUUGCCGCGCUGGUCGAAAGGUGCAGUUGCGCCGGUUGCGGCAGCAAGGAAACCCACCCUUGAGGGUGCGAAUCCAAGAGGGAGACAGUACAACCGCUCAGUCCCGGACGGUUAGCGUGGGAAACCCUUCGCGCCCAGGGAGCUCGGAAAAGGUGAAUUCACCUUCUACCCCGAGCCGCACCACUGAGAGAUCUCCAUCAAUCUCUCCUCGGACCGAGAGGCUCCUGUUGGAGGAGAGUGAUUAGAGCAGUGAUAAGCUUGGUGAUAGGAGUGAAGCCAAUAAAGUGUUC